Callithrix jacchus (white-tufted-ear marmoset) is the source of this 3178-nucleotide messenger RNA. Lineage: Eukaryota; Metazoa; Chordata; Mammalia; Primates; Cebidae. The record is from RefSeq and is a predicted model, not a curated record.
AUGACUGUGCAAGAAGAAGAGCUGCAGGUGCAGGAAGAAGAGUGGCAGGUGCGGGAAGAAGAGCCGCAGGUGCGGGAAGAAGAGCCGCAGGUGCGGGAAGAAGAGCCGCAGGUGCGGGAAGAAGAGCGGCAGGUGCGGGAAGAAGAGCGGCAGGUGCGGGAAGAAGAGCCGCAGGUGCGGGAAGAAGAGUGGCAGGUGUGGGAAGAAGAGCCGCAGGUGCAGGAAGAAGAGCUGCAGGUGCAGGCUGCUGAUAUGGAGCCUCUGACCGGGAAAAUACAGAUUAAAGAAGACCUCAUGAAGGUCCUUCAGAAUUUUUACAGAUCAUUGGAAAUGUUCACAUCUCAGAUUACCUGUAGGGCAUCUUCAGACACUAUGCACACAUUGAAUCCCUUGCCCAGACCUGAAAACACAACUGGUUAUCCUGAAGACAUACCAGCAGUGGAACGCCUGAUCCAGAAAGUAUUACUUUGGGAAAAAUUUGCUUCAGUGGAAUCCCAGGGUCAAGAAAUUUCAGGAAACCAAAGACAACAGUUGCUGCUGAUGCUAGAAGUAGAUGAACAGAGUCGGCUCAGUGAGGACUUAGAAGCAAAGAGACAGCUCUCUAGCAGUCUGGUGAAGUUCCAUGCCCAUCCAGAGAACUCCAUGCUGGAGCCUUGGAGAGGGAGAUGGCUGAGAGGAAGCCUGCCUACAAGCAGCACAGGAGGAGAAAGCAGAGAGUGCCAGAGAGACACGAGUGAGGAGCCAGCCCAGAAACUCCUGUGCACCGAGAAUGCUUUCUGGAGAGCAGAUUCAGGACCUCAUUCGGUUCCCAUGAGGAACAGCAGCUGUGACCCAACUGAAAACGUGGAGAAGACAAAGGUUAACAUGGCUGCCGCACAGCAUCAUCAUUGCUCUGCAUUGCCCUCCUCGCCCUACCUCAUGGCUGACCGUUCAAGGCCACUGAUGGCUUGCCAGCCACCUCCUCCAUCUGGAUGUCACCUGGGAGCUCAACCAUUUUCAUCAGCUAAAGGUGUUCUGGGACCUCUGAAACCAACCUCUCCAGUUGAUACAUUUUGGGGACCACAGACACUGACACAUCAGUGUCUUCUGUUACCUCUACCACCCGUAGCCAAUGAUUUUCUGAGUUCAUACACAACACCCAAGUGUCUUCUGACACCUUUACCACCACCUACAGAUGAUGAGUUUUCAAGACCACAGACACUGACACAUGAGUGUCUUCUAGCACCUGUACCACCUGCUCCACAUGAUAAUCUUUGGAGGCCAUGGUCACCUCCACCCAAGUGUACUCUUUUACCUCUGCCACCAUCUCAAGCUGAAGAUUUUCUGGGACCAGACACACCACCACCUGAGUGUCUUCUGACACCUCUACCGCCAUCUACAGAUGAUGAGUUUUCGAGACCACAGACACCUACACAUGAGUGUCUUCUAGCACCUGUACCACCUGCUCCACAUGAUAAUCUUCGGAGACUAUGGUCACCUCCACCCAAGUGUCUUCUGACCCCUCUACCACCAUCUACAGAUGAUGAGUUUUUGAGACCACAGACACUGACACAUGAGUGUCUUCUAGCAUCUGUACCACCUGCUCCACAUGAUAAUCUUUGGAGACCAUGGUCACCUCCACCCAAGUGUCUUCUGACAUAUCUACCACCAUCUACAGAUGAUGAGUUUUCAAGACCACAGAUGCUGACAUAUGAGUGUCUUCUAGCACCUGUACCACCUGCUCCACGUGAUAAUCUUUGGAGACCAUGGUCGCCUCCAGCCGAGUGUAUUCUGUUACCUCUACCACCAUCUUAAGCUGAAGAUUGGGACCACACACACCUCAGCCACCUGAUCCUAUCUGUCCUGGGGGACCCCAUCCACCUCAUUCCCCCUGAGAGUCCCAGGGGACCCCAUCCACCUCAUUGCCCUGUGUGUCCUUGGGGACCUCAUUCAGCUUAUUGCCCUGUGUGUCCUGGGGGACCCCAUCCACCCCAUCGCCCUGUGUGUCCUUGUGGACCCCAUCUACCUCAUUGCCCUGUGUGUCCUGGAGGAACCCAUCCAUUUCAUUGCCCUGUGUGUCCUGGGGGACCCCAUCCACCUCGUUGCCCUGUGUGUCCUGGGGGACCCCAUCCACCUCAUCCCUUUUGUGUGUCCUGGGGGACCCCAUCUACCUCAUCACCCUGUGUGUCCUGGGGGACCCCAUUCACCCCAUCGCCCUGUGUGUCCUGGGAGACCCCAUCCACCCCAUCACCCUGUGUGUCCUGUGGAACCCCAUCCACCCCAUCACCAUGUGUGUCCUGGGGAACCCCAUUCACCUCAUCACCCUGUGUGUCCUCAGGGACCCCAUUCACCUAAUCCCCCUGUGUGUCCUCAGGGACCCCAUUCACCUAAUCCCCGUGUGUCCUCGGUGACCCCAUCCACAUCAUCAUCCUGUGUGUCCUGGGGGACCCCCAUCCAUCUCAUUACCCUGUGUGUCCUGGAGGACCCCAUCCACCUCAUUUCCCUAGAUUUUAUGGCCCCAGGAGACUAACAGGAUGGAUCUUAUUAGCUGUGGCCUUGGUCUCUAGAAUCAGGUCAACUCUGGUGGGGAACUCAAGGCCAAUACUGAGCUGUUCUCGCAUCACCCUAUCCUCAGCAACCUCUCUCUUCUUGCAACUCCCAGCUUUGCAUCUCCCCACCAUGGCCUGCAAAAUCCUCCCCCUUCACUGUGUCCCUGCUGCCUGAGCCCAGACACAAAUUCUCAGUGGGGCUCAGAGCCCCAGCUUUCUCAGAAAUGAGCUGGGACUGAUGUGGUUAUGAGGUCAUGGUGAGGACAAGGAGACCAAGCCCAUAAGGAAAGCAUCUUGCAAAAUAGCUGCUAAAAGGGAGAACCUCCUCCCUCUUACUGGUUUCAUGAAAAUAUUCCCACUCAGAAGAUCAGCAUAAGAUGUUCAUUGAUGUUUACUAAGCUUAGGGUGUAACAGCUCAGAACCCAGGAUUUCCAAUCUCCAUUUCAAAAGUUAAGUGAUAGCCUCAGAUUCUUACGAGAUGAAGAGAUUAAAGGAAUGCAUACACAGUUAAACUCUGAGAGCUGUAUCUGUGAUCUGCAGAUAAUUAUUAUUCAUGACAUAUGCAGCCACACACGGAAGCAUUCAGUCGGUGUACAGGUAUUUUAUAGAAGACAAAAUGUAUAUUGGGCCAAAAAGAUCACAUGGAAAUA